Carica papaya (papaya) is the source of this 2435-nucleotide messenger RNA. The record is from RefSeq and is a predicted model, not a curated record. Lineage: Eukaryota; Viridiplantae; Streptophyta; Magnoliopsida; Brassicales; Caricaceae.
ACUACAAAAUACAAUGCAGGCCAACUAGCCGUUGGAUAAUCAAAUAAUCCUUCGUUACGCAUUUUGAAAAACACUGCUGCUGCUACCUGCUAAGACCUGAAAGAUCCAGAAAUUUUAUCGCAGAAAGAGAAGGGAGAGAAAAGGUUCCGAGAAAGUAAAGGAAAAUGAUGUCACUCACUCCAGAUCAAUUCAGGAAAGUUGGGUUGGGGAUGACGCCAUCUCCACAUCCCUUCUUCACACCUAGGCCUGAACGGCGUCGCAUGGAUUCCAAUUCUAAUCGUCAGGAUAGAGAUAGAGAUAGAGAAGUUAAUGUACAAGUGCUUCUAAGAUGCAGGCCACUAAAUGAUGAGGAACAAAGGUUGAAUGUUCCAAGAGUAAUAUCAUGUAAUGAACAUAAAAGAGAAGUCGCUGUUCUGCAAAGUGUGGCUAACAAACAAGUAGAUAAAGUUUUCAACUUUGAUAAGGUUUUUGGGCCCAAAGCUCAGCAAAGAUCGAUAUACGACCAAGCCAUCGCUCCUAUAGUUAAUGAAGUUCUUGAUGGUUUCAACUGUACUGUCUUUGCAUAUGGGCAGACAGGCACAGGAAAAACUUAUACCAUGGAGGGUGGGAUGAGAAAUAAGGGCGGUGAUUUGCCUGCUGAGGCCGGUGUUAUCCCAAGAGCUGUCCGGCAUAUUUUUGAUACACUGGAGGCUCAAAAUGCUGACUAUAGCAUGAAAGUAACUUUUUUGGAGCUGUAUAACGAAGAAAUAACUGAUUUGCUUGCUCCUGACGACUAUUCAAGAUCUACCGAAGAUAAACAAAAGAAACCAAUUUCUUUGAUGGAGGAUGGGAAAGGCUGUGUGGUAGUAAGAGGCCUCGAAGAAGAGGCUGUGUACAGCGCCAAUGAUAUUUAUACUCUUCUGGAACGAGGAACAGCCAAAAGGCGCACUGCAGAUACAUUGUUAAACAAGCGCAGCAGCCGUUCUCAUUCUGUAUUUUCUAUCACUGUGCAUGUGAAAGAAGCAGUUGUUGGAGAUGAGGAACUGAUUAAAUGUGGGAAGCUUAAUCUUGUUGAUUUGGCUGGAUCAGAGAAUAUUUCCCGCUCAGGUGCACGAGAGGGUCGUGCAAGAGAAGCGGGAGAGAUCAACAAGAGCUUACUGACCCUCGGCCGUGUCAUAAAUGCAUUGGUGGAACAUUCUGCCCAUGUACCUUAUAGGGAUAGUAAGUUGACUAGGCUCUUAAGAGAUUCUCUUGGAGGUAAAACGAAAACCUGCAUCAUUGCUACAAUUUCUCCAUCUGCUCAUUCUUUAGAAGAAACUCUGAGUACGCUAGAUUAUGCCUACCGUGCUAAGAACAUUAGAAACAAACCAGAGGCAAACCAGAAAAUAUCCAAGGCUGUGUUGCUUAAGGAUCUGUACUUAGAAAUUGAGAGAAUGAAAGAAGAUGUUCGAGCGGCAAGAGAUAAAAAUGGUGUUUACAUUCCACAUGAAAGAUUUUCACAGGAAGAAGCUGAGAAGAAGGUGAGGAUUGAGAAAAUAGAGCAGCUGGAGAAUGAUCUAAACCUUUAUGAGAAGCAAGUUGAGAAGUUCCGUGAGCUUUACCUAACUGAGCAAGAGCAGAAACUGGACGCAGAAAGUGAGCUCAAGGAUUGCAAGAUAAACCUGGAUAACAGUAACAAGGCAUUGCUUGAUCUUCAAGAAAACUACCAGAUACUAUUAUCAACACUAAAGGAGAAGGAGUUCAUUAUCUCUAAAAUGCAAUGCUCAGAAAAUUCUUUAGUUGAACGGGCAAAAGAGUUGAGCUCUGAUCUACAACACGCAUCAGAGGAUAUAAAUUUGCUGUUUGCAAAAUUAGAUAUAAAAGACAAGAUGGAAGUAGAAAAUCGGAGUAUGUUAUUGACUUUUGGUUCUCAGCUUGAUCAGAGUCUAAAAGACCUGCACAAGAUGAUCUUGGGUUCAAUUACACAGCAACAGCAACAACUAAAGUGCAUUGAAGAAAGCACGCGCUCAUUUCUUGCUAGUAAAUGUGAUGCCACCCAAUUCCUGGAAUCAAGACUUAAGAAAAUGACUGAUAGAUAUACGUCAGGAGUAGAAACCUUGAAGGAACUUGCAAAGACAGCAGAAAAUAAAGCUUCCUCUGACUUGGGGCAAAUAAAUUCUAUAAUAUCAUCUCAAGUAAAAACGGUUGAGCAAUUUCUUGACACUGCUGUCUUGGAGGCCAGGGAGGUUAUUGGAGAGAUCAAGGAUUCCCUGAAUGAGCAAAAGGAGCUAUUAGCUUUCACUGCUCAACAACAAGAAGAGGGAUUCCAUCAAAGCUUGAUGUCUGCACAAGAAAUUUCUGCGGCAACAAUAGACUUCUUCAACCAUAUCCAUCAUCAGGCUCAUCAAGUCAUGACAACAUUUGACAGUCGAACUGAAAAAUCUCGGAGACUAGCUGCUUUUGAGAAGUUGUUUAAG